Messenger RNA from Guyanagaster necrorhizus, 1331 nucleotides. RefSeq lists its product as uncharacterized. The transcript is spliced from 7 exons. Gene Ontology annotation, molecular function: protein binding. The record is from RefSeq and is a predicted model, not a curated record. Lineage: Eukaryota; Fungi; Basidiomycota; Agaricomycetes; Agaricales; Physalacriaceae. Bases 1 to 1164 code for a protein of 387 amino acids.
AUGACCGUUACAUUCGAGUCCCUUCCCGUCGAGCUAAUAGCAGAAAUUCUCGGAGAGCUGGACUUGGAAUCUUUGAUAAAAACAUCUUAUCUAUCCCGCAGAAUGCUUGCCAUCACGUCAGAUUCGUCAUUGAACCCAUGGAGGCGGCCCAUUCUGCGCAAUCUUCGUUCCGCGACUUACGAAGACUGUCUUAGUCAUCUUAGCGUUCGACAGACCGUCCCAAGGCAAAACUGGAUUGAAAUCCUCAGCUUGGCCCGUCCCUCAUUCAUUCUAUACGACGCUACGCUACCCAAUCUAAAGGCGGCUGAUUGGGAGGAAUGCUUUAAUCGUCGGUUCCUCCCUGGCUGGAAAAAGUGGAAGAGGGACGAUGCAUCGUGGAGAGAAACUUUUAUAAAGCUAUUGCACAGAGUCUGGCAUCGCAGUCAGACAUCUUGCACCGCGGAUGAAUCUUGGACUAGGUAUAUUGUGCUCAAUCGGAACGGAUCUGCGAACGAAUUAGAGGCUUCCUCGAGGGCAUUCAACCCGGUAGCUAUCUUCAAUGAUAUGAAGCUACAAAGCAACCUUGCGCAUCUAGAGACCCGGAUCAGACUCGUGGUGACACUUGCGGACGUUCGUAUACUGGCUUUCGGAACUUUGAAUCGACCCCGGAGUACACUGAUGGUCAAUCCGAAUGCCCACAUAUUUUUGCAUCCUCCAGGGAUUGAAGCGGAUGAGACUGAUAUCAACCCAAGGAUACAUAGGACGAAUCAUCAUGUCACGGACCAUGGCGUCUAUCCCAUGGGCGAUGAACUGUCAGAUAAUCAACUUACAUAUCAGGUCGCAUACGACAGCUACACUCGUUUGACCCAUCCUCUUCCGGCAGUCUCCCAUUUCGAUUACCCGUGGUUUACACCCGGGGGCAGCGACAAGCGUUGGCUGGGCUCCGGUGAAGAAGAAGAGGAGGGUCUUUGUUGGGUAGGCGGCUUGAUGGUAGUCGCUCAAAUCGUCGGACCUAAAACAUACGAACGAUCCGGCGACUGGUCGCCAUUGCAAGACUUAGACCUUGUGCUGGGUCCAGGACGUCAGCAAUACGUGUCAUUUACAUGGAAUGACCUCAACGCAAUAGCUCCUUGGAUGGAGGAGCGUAUUACCAAGAAGAUCAACGGGCCUGGUCUGGGUAUCUAGCGAUCGAUUUAAUUGUGUUAUUGUCAUAGCCGGAGACUGUCCAGGAACGCCUUUCGCACCGCCGGUCGCUAACGCUGCGCUCGAUAUACACGUGUGCACAAAGUAGUAUUAGGCUUCCUUUAUGAGCCGAGGUGAGACAUCGUAUAUUCAGACAAAUGACAGAAAGG